GGAUGAUGAGUAACUUAAAAUCAUACGGCUAGUACAGUAUGGAACAUGAAUGCUUUGUUCAGAUUUUCAGAUGUGUGCUGGCAGUUCAAGUCUGGCAGCUGAAGUGAACAGUCAUGAUUUUGUUGGAGCUCCAACAAUAUGCUAGAAGGUAAGUAACUAUGUUUAAUUUGCAUUGCAUGUUUUCCUAUGUUUCAGACUUUUAAACAGAGAUGUCAUGAUGACUGGAGUUGAGCACAGGGCAGUGAUAAAGUAAAAGGUAAGUACUUUUGACUGAAUGUUUGUUCUAUGCAUGUUUUGCUAUAAUACAUUCCAGGAGUGCUUAUGCAGUGAUGAUUUGACAGUUGAGUGAAAGUGGAGCCAUGCAGUCUUGAUUUUGAAGCUUCUCAACAAGCCUUGAAGGUAAGGUUAGAAUGACUCAAUGUUAGUGAAUUAUUUAAAAAAAUAUACUGUCAGUGAAGUACUGUCAGUUGCAUUUGGACAGUUGAGCAGAACAGACGUAGCUGUAAGAGCUCUCAUAUCUGUUGUGUAAAACUGUCCUAAUGAUAUGUUAUGCUUGUUUGUUUCUGUUGUACUAUUUUUCAGAUACGUUUGGCAGUGAAGGAUUGAAAGCUGACAUGAACAGAAAAAAAGAUGCUGUUGGCAGUGAUGGGUUUGGAAGCUGGCAUGAACAGAAAAGCAAACAUAUGGUGAGUACAAAAUAGUUUUUAUAUGGUAUGUUUUGUGCAUGCUUCUAUGUUUCAGAUGUACUUGCAGUCAACAACGAAGAUGAUUCAAGAAGAGAAACAUUGUUGUGAUGUGAAUAGAACGUUCAAAUAGGGUAAGUGUAACAAUUGUGGUAGUUUGAUUUGUACCAUGUGUGUUUUGCUAUGUUUCAGAUUGCACAUGCAGAGAUGGUUUCCUACUGGGUGUCAAUAGAAGGGACACGAGUAAAAACGAUUUCAACUGCUAAACCACAAUUCAAGAAGUUGGGUAAGUUUUAAGUCAUUGAUUUGAGGUGUACAAUGUGUUCUUUACUUUGUUGCAGAUUCGAGUCACUGGUUUACACAUGGAAGAAGAUUUCCACCUCUGUGACACAUCUUUACAAAAGCAAGUAGAGGGCCAGAUGUCGAGCAGUACAGAUGUGUUUCUUGGAGGGAGCUCCCAAACCCUUUACUGCUGGACGAGUGUUCUCUACUACUAGACGUGUCAGGUUUACUACCAGGCGAGCAGUGACAACAAGGCGCCUUUGUGGAAACAACACAACAAAAAACUGUACUGCUAGACGAGCAGUGACAGAAAGGCGCCUGAACAUGCAACACAAAACAAAAAAUGCCAAUAUCCAAACCUUGAUGUGGACACCGAGUAGUCAAUACAUACGUGUGGCGUACAGCUGCGACAAAACCGUGGGUCCAUCGCACCGAUAACUCGAACAUUGGCCCGCGUAUGGACAUCAGUGCAACUUUGUGAAUCCAUGUAACUUUGUGAAUCCAUGUAACAUUGCGAAUGUGUGUCGAUCGAAAAAUGUGUACAUUCUGCACUGAAACGAACUCGGUGUUGCAAGUGGCAAGUGUUGACAGUGUGUAUGUUUAUGUUUAUGUUUUUACAUGAAAACUAAAGGAGAUUGUUCUCCUACCUUUUUUUUCCUUGUUUUAUUGCGCUGGCCAGCAAUAUUGAUGUAUUGAUGUAUGUGUUUGUGUUUAAACUAUGCAAUACCAAAAUCAAACAAAAAAUAAACAUUAACAGUCAUUAACUGUGUUUGGGCGGCCGAGGGGUUUAAGACUCCACAAGUGUGAA
This is a messenger RNA of Dreissena polymorpha, 1773 nucleotides long. RefSeq lists its product as uncharacterized. The transcript is spliced from 5 exons. NCBI's taxonomy places the organism in Eukaryota, Metazoa, Mollusca, Bivalvia, Myida, Dreissenidae. The record is from RefSeq and is a predicted model, not a curated record. The coding region runs from base 1119 to 1403 and encodes 94 amino acids.